Messenger RNA from Chilo suppressalis (striped riceborer), 8952 nucleotides. The record is from the annotation of a GenBank genome assembly. NCBI's taxonomy places the organism in Eukaryota, Metazoa, Arthropoda, Insecta, Lepidoptera, Crambidae.
UUGGCGACACGUCAGUCUACAGCACUACUGAGAUGAUGAAAGAAAAAGCAAAUGGCGGACUGUUAAAAUCGACGUUCUUGAAUACCUAGAAAGAAUCCGAUGUAAUUUAAUGAAUAAUGCACUCUUUAUGAUCAUGAUUACCAAAAUAAGUCUUUGAAAGACAUAGAAAACAAUAAUUUAACUAUAUUAUCGGCAGAAAGCCAUCCUAAAUAGUAAAUAUUAUAAAUUAAAACUGAGCCUAGCUUACACAAUUAAAUAAGUACAUUGCAAAAAUAUUUUUAGUGUUUGUGUCGGACGCACGCCCGUUAAUGCUGUGUUGAUGUAAUGUGAAAAGGCGCAACCGGGCGGGCCACCCGCCCUACUGUCGGCAAUGGAACGCAGCUACGAUAAGCGGCACAGCAAGCAUCACAAGGAGAAGCACAAGAAGCGCUUACAUAAGAAGUACAGGAGUCACAGCGGUACACAUGAACAAUCAUAUGCUACUAGCAACUCUGUCAAACCUCUAGUGGAGUAUUCCGAUGUGAGCUCGGAGGAGCUCUCCGCCCCUGAGGCGGGCGAGAUUGAGAGCGAGGCCAGCUCUAUAGGGCGGCACAUCGCCGACGACCUCGACCGCACGCGUCGCUCGCAUCCGAUACGAACUUUCGUCGACAACAAGACCAUAUCGGUCACCACCUCGAGCCGCCGCGCGGACGACUACAUUCUCACCCAUGAUUCUUCUUCGGCAGCUUCGAGGAAGCGCCGGGCGCUCGAAUAUGUAGAGGAGGCAGAGUUCGAGGAGAGAUAUAAGAAGAAGAAAGAGAAGCGGAAGAAGGAUAAGAAAAAGAAGAAGAAGAGGAGUCGGCACGCUUCUCGGUCGGCGAGCUUGGAGAGUGUGUCGCCGGAUGAGAUCGCACCGGCGGAGGUGCCGCGGGCGACGCCGCAGCGGUACGAGCAGGUGCCGGUGAGCGAGUGGGAGAAGGCGUCGUCGCCGCUGCGCAACGGCUCGUGCUCGCCAGUGUCGCCGAGCACGCCGCCGCUACUACGGGACCGCCACGACGUGCUGCCGAUGUCGCCGCGACACCGCCCGCCCGUGCUCAGGGAACCGCCGCUGCACCACAACCCGAUGCCACCCUUCUCCCCGCAUCGGGAUAGAUCUCCCAUAGUCAGGCGAAGACAGAAGUCGACUACACCGCACACGCCGUCUGUGCCCCCUUACCAUGACACUGUGACGAUCGAUUCAGACCCGGAGCCCGAGUAUGAGCGCAGUCGCAGGGACUAUUGGCACGAGAGGGUGCCACAGUCACCUAUCAUGGUGUCAGACUCGCCCGUUCACGAGGUGCAUAGAGUACCACGGGGGGAGUACAGCCCGCGGCGGUCGCACCGGCGCCGUAGCCGCGACCGCGACCGCCGCCACCGCAGCCGCGACCGCGACCGCCACCGCGAGCCGAAGGUGUCGCACCGGUCACACAGUCGCAGUUCUUUGAAACGGAGACGGUCCGGUUCCCGCCGCCGACGCGGCUCCACCGCGUCACCGCCGCGGCACCGGCCCCGGCACCGCGACCCGGAGAGGGAACGACACAGAAGUAAAUACGAGUCGCCCAGCCCACCUACUACCGUGCUUCAACGCAAGAUAGACUUCAAUGAGAAGAUUAGCGACACGAGUCUGUUCGCUGAACUCGUCAAGGACAAACAGAAGAGAGCUAAGAAACUCCAAGAGAUCCUAAGUCAGAAGGAGGAGGAAUCGCAGAGUGCUCUGUCGACCAACACCUCCAUUAACAACCCAGAGAUACUCACCAUAGAUGAAUUGUCUAAUGCCACUGCUGACAGCUCUACGCAGGCGUCGAGAGAGAACGGCGAGAACGGCAAAGAGCAAGACACCAGUAAAGAGAGCACCGAACAAAUAGUAGACAUCCCCAUGCCCGGGCCCGACGGGGAUUCGAACUCCUUACCCCCGACUAGCUUUCCCCCCGCCCCGCCUACUGUACCCCCUGCCUUACCAUCCACCCCGGCCUUACCCCCGACUCCGGGUUUACCCCCGACCCCGGCCUUACCCCCUAUGCCAGCCUUACCCCCUACACCAGCGUUACCCCCAACGCCGGCGUUACCCCCUGCCCCGUUGCCGGUGGUCGAGGAUGUCAAUGGUGAAUCGCAAUUUUCUGAAAACAACGAGAAGUCGUCGAGUCCAACACGCUCGCUCGCUUCAAGCGGUUCGAGCGGGGCAAGCGGAACUACGAGCGUUGUAGACAGUGCUUUUAUGCUGCACGCUCAACCUCCACCGCCGAAGCCUAGGAGUCUCACGAAAUUGCCGAUGCCGCCCAAUACACAGGUGGAGGAUCUUAAGACGUUAGCGAACGACAGUCCAUUGAGCACGCCAUCGCCCAGUCCCGUUAAGAAGCCAGAUAAACCGGAGAAGAAACGGACCGGCAUCAUGAAUCUACCUAUGCCGCCUGUGAUCCCCGGAUCGGAAGAGUUGAGCGGCGACGAGUUGGACGGCUCCACGCCGCCGCCCGCUUCCCGAAGAGAUCACUAUUCACACAUGUUUAGCUCAAGAAAUGCUGCGAGAGAUAUCGCCGGCUGCAAGUUAAAGCGGCCGCGGAUCCUGAAACGGCGUGGGUCCAAAGUUGUUGCAGUUGCCACGCCAGCACACCACGCCAAGGACUGGGGAGAGAAGUGCGUUGACGGGUUUCAGGUCAUCACACAAAUCGGCGAAGGCACAUACGGUCAAGUGUACAAAGCUAGGGAUAAGAACACUGGCCAACUAGUGGCUUUGAAAAAAGUCCGCCUAGAAAAUGAGAAGGAAGGAUUCCCCAUCACCGCCGUGAGAGAGAUCAAGAUCCUCAGGCAGCUCAACCACAAGAACAUCGUCAAUCUACGGGAGAUUGUUACCGACAAACAGGACGCUUUGGACUUCCGCAAGGACAAAGGCUCGUUCUACUUAGUGUUCGAGUACAUGGACCACGACCUUAUGGGCUUGUUAGAAUCCAAAAUGGUGGAUUUCACAGAGUCGCACAACGCUUCCAUAAUGCGCCAGCUUUUAGACGGGUUAGCCUACUGCCACCGGAAGAAUUUUCUGCACAGAGACAUCAAAUGUAGCAACAUACUUAUGAACAACAAGGGCGAGGUGAAGCUCGGCGACUUCGGUCUCGCCCGGCUCUGGUCGGCCGAGGACCGACAGCGGCCCUACACCAACAAAGUGAUCACUUUGUGGUACCGGCCCCCCGAACUAUUGCUAGGGGAGGAACGAUACGGGCCCGCCGUCGACGUGUGGUCCAUGGGCUGCAUCCUGGGCGAGCUGUUCCUCAAACAUCCGCUGUUCCAGGCGAACGUGGAAAUGAUGCAGCUAGAGAUGAUAUCGAGAGUAUGCGGCACUCCAGCUCCCGGUGUAUGGCCGAACGUAGUAAACUUGCCUUUAUGGGGCGCGUUACGGCCCAAACGGUUCCAUAAACGAUGCGUUCGGGAACAAUUCGCCUUUAUGCCUGCCACCGCUUUAACAUUACUGGACCGUAUGCUGGAGUUGGACCCUGAUAAGAGGAUCACUGCGGAAGAUGCCCUGAAGAGUCCAUGGCUAAAGAAUGUGGUGCCUGAUCAGAUGACAGCGCCCCAACUACCCACAUGGCAAGACUGCCACGAGCUAUGGUCUAAACAGCGUCGACGGCAGCAACGAGAACACGAGCGUCGCCCCAACAACGACGAGCUCUACGAUUGUCCCAAACCCGAACUAAACCAUCCGCACAAUCCGCCGCCCGAUGCCGCGCCGCAGGUCAAGUAACGAUCUACUAACCAUAGAAGUCUAAAUGAUUACUCUAGCUGAAGUUUAAAGAAGAUUCACCAUACUAGAUGGAAGGCAAGCGUGAAUAUUUUCCAAAUGUGGAAGAUUACUGCUACCUCUACGAAAGCUCGAACGACGAGCUCUACGACUGUCCUAAACCGAUGCCGCGCCGCAGGUCACUUAACGAUCUAUUAAUCUAGGAUCUAGAUGAAUAGAUCGUUACUUGACCUGCGGUGGUCUAGACUCUAGACGAAGACUCGCCAUAUUAGAUCGAAUGGCUAUUGUGGCUAUCCAAAAUGGAAGAUUAUGACAGCAAGAACACGAGCGUCGCCCCAAUAACGACGAGCUCUACGACUGUCCCAAACCUGAACUAAACCAUUCGCACAAUCCACCGCCCGAUGUCGCGCCGCAGGUCAAGUAACGAUCUACUAUUAAAACUAGCUGAAGUUUAAAGUGCAUUCGCCAUACUAGCUUGAACGGCAAGCGUAAAUAUCUUCCAAUGGUGGAUUGUGGCGACUGACUACCCUCUAAAACCAAACCAGAACUAAACCAUCCUCACCAUCCACCGGCUAAAGUAAAAUAACGAUCUAUUACUGUGGAAGGAGUGUGAAGAGGACUUGCUGUUGCUCGAACUAGCUCGAGACGAAGAGUAAUUCGAUGUCAUGUGACAAGAAUAUCUCCCAAGAUCAUAGUACACUGGAGAUCAUGGACAAUAUUAGUGCGCCGCUAGAAGCUGCGUGCAUAAAGGACUCGCUCUACCUUAAGAUGAGUUCUACCACAAUAUUAAACAGUAACCGACGACCAAAGUGAUGCGGCCAAACGUUUCGUUAUAACUGAACAAACAGUAUGUAGAGCAACAGCAGCAGUUAUCAUCAACAAGGAUUACUGGUUCGACAGGCCUAAUAGUAUAGACGCGAUAUUAACGCACAUAAUUUUAAUUGUGAUGAGCGAUUGGGUCAACACUAGCUUGCCUUGUGUUCUAGAAUUCUGGGAGACCAAUAAUUACAAGUCUCAGGCCCGUAUUACAGAAUGACAACUAAGUGUUGAUCUUUACUUGAGUACAGUUAGAAAUGGAUGUCGCUAUGUGAUAUAUAUAGCGACAUCCCUCUCUAUCUAUGCUCAAGACUACAUUAAGUACUGAGAACCUUUCUAUAAUACGGGGCUUAGAUAGCUUAAUAGACCAAUCUUGGGUGGGCAAUUUGGUUUUGCGAUGGUAAUGUAAUACGACUGACAUUUCUGUCUUAAUACUUAUUUAAUGUUUCAUAUCUGUUAUUUGUUAACUAUUGAUUUUUCUUUGGUAUUAACUAGUCGGUAUGAGAAGCCUGGAAUAUUUUAUUACGUGGGUGGAAAGGACUCAGUGGAUUGAAACGAGCAAUGCAAACUUUUCACGGCAUACAGGAUCAUCAUUUACUGAACCUUCAUUUUCUUCGGUAACUGAAUGCCUUUAUCUAAAUUUAACUUUGAUGAGGCAUUGAAAUUAAUCUUGUGCAUUUUUUGUUUGGGUCAAACAACCUAUUGUUAACCAAAGUAUUGAGUGAGCGUCUAGCGUAACGUCUAAGUCCCGUAUUAUAGAAAGAUUCUCAGCGAUUGAUCUAGGCUUGAGCAUAGUUAGAAAGGGAUGUCGCUAUAUAUAGCACAUAGCGACAUCCCUUUCUAACUGUACUCAAGUAAAGAUCAACACUUAGUAGUCAUUCUGUAAUACGGGCCUAAGUGCACCAGUCACCUUAGUGUGACCACUUCAACAUGAAAAGUGAUAUCGAGUUUUAUUGAUACUUUUUGCAUCGAUACUUUAUCACGACGUGUAGUAAUGGUCAUACUAAAGGGCACAGUGAUGGUUGAAUUAUGAACGAAUCUUGUAAAUAUUCUUAAGUAAUAAAUUUCUAUCGCAAUAAGAACAAGUUAGUUAUUGUUUUAAAAUUGAUUUAAUGGAAACUGGAUACACGGACGGCAUAUUACUUGAUGCCGUAGACUAUGGCCCAUAAUCUGCAUGUCACAAACUGGAAACCGCCGCUAUGUUUUUUUUAAUAAUUAAUGAAAUAAAGGCUUUUAACACCUAUUGUGUAUUUAAAUUAAACAUCUUAAGUCACUAACAACCGUAUUUAUAUUUUUAAUCGAUGCAAAUGACUGCAAGAAGUAGCGACCAAUAUGUUUAUUAUAAACAGGAAAUAGAAGAUUAGGUUAAUAGUGAGGACUACUGAGAUAUUAUAAAAGACAGGUUUUAAAUAAUUAUUUAUUGGAACUAUCAAGUUUGUAUAUUUUUUUUUUACUUCGUCAUAUUAUAGAUUACAAAGAUUUGUUGUUGUUUUUUGUUAUUCUUUCAAGAUUUUUGGCAUUCUCUACUAGAUUGAUUUGUAAAUUUUAUAAGCACUGAAGUUUCCAUUUUAGUAGGGACUCUAAAAAUGGCGGUUUCUUGUUUGUUAAAAUGGGCAUUUCAUAGUGUGGAUGUGAUUUAGGCUAAAGUACAAAAUGAUCGGCAAUAAUGUAAUGCAACUGUGGGUAUUGUAUAAAUUUUUGUAAAUUCUAAUUUGCAAUAAUAUACAAAUGAAGCGAGUUCGUCAAUACAACAUGUACUUGUAAAUCGACUUUGAGAACAGUAAUAUUAUCAUUUAAUGUUAAGCACGUUUCAUCAUACUUAGUUUAAAAAAAAUGAGCGAUCCCAUUAGUAAUGUAUAUCCCAUUUGUAAUUUUUUACAUAACUUUGUAAGCAAUAUCUUAAAAGUUUACAAGUAUUUCGCAUAAACUGAAAGUGUUCCCUCAUUCUUACAAUCUGGGAUCUUUUAAGAGGCGUGAAGAAGCAACAUGCAGGCCGGCAAGGUGAGGAUGGCUGGUGUGGCAGGUAGAACUGCUGUAUCAGCUAUCUUCGCAUCUGGACUUCACCUUCACUUAACAUCAGGUGGGGUGGAGUCAUUUGUCGGACCUAUCUAUAAAAAAAAACUGAAAUAAUUACUGCAAAAUAGUAUUUAUUAUAAAUAAUUAAGAUUAAAGCAUUCUUAAAGUCAUUCAAAGAGGGCAGAUCAUUUUUAACGGUUGUUGAUGUUUUUUUAUGUAAUUGUGCAUAUUUGUGUUGACAAAAUCGUAUUCUAUAAUUUCGUAUCUGUGAUGAAAUAACGAAUUAAAGCGGCUUAGGGUCCCAUUUUACAUUGCAUUACAUGAGAAUUCCUAAUUUUGAAAAAGGUACUAUUUUGAUCACUUGCAAGCCUCGCGUGCAUUUACGUUUAGACUAUGAAGACAUUCACCAUAUAAGAUGAUGCUCCAAUAUUGAUAGUAAGCUAGUCUCUAAACGUCCUUUCUAUAUUUAAACAAAUGUACGCGUGGGAUUGAAGAAAAUUGUAAAUACUGUAGUUUUUAUAUAAAAUUCGACGGCGCCUCCCACGCUCCGUAUAGUUGGCAUUUAUUUAUGUAAUUUGUAUGUAUAUUUAUGUGAAGGGUAUGCUAUGCCGACGGUGCAUCGAGUGUUUUAAGUUUCUGUAUGUACGUACGAUAAGUAAUAUAUUAUCAUCAUGUUAAUUAUUUCAGAAAUGUUUAAAUUAGGCAUGUGUUAUGAAUGUGCCGUUACCAGAAGGUUAGUCUUCUCAUUCACUUUUGUCUUUGUCGUUUUCCAAACGAAUGACAGCACCAAAAACAGAAAUCGGAUUAGAAGUGUCCGAUAACUUAUGAAUGGGAGGGCUGUUCUUGAAAAGUCUUAUCGCACUUUGAAUAAUUUUGUAAUAAAAACCACUUGUCUGGGAAAAAUGUGUGAGAUGUUGUUUGGUUGUAUAUAGUCAGUUCAAGGUCUGCUGAUGGCGGCACAGCGCAAUAAUUACUAUUUACUUUUAAUUAAAAGUAUGUUGAAUGGGAACUUUUAUAUUUUUUAACUAUUAAUCUUGCGAAUCCCUUGUUCAGUGCUUACCUAAAUCUUCCAUGAAGUAAGUGAUGCAAAUGUGUAAAUAUUUAUGAUAACAGUGUGAAUGUCAUUGAUUUCUAAGCUGUUGUUGAACGCCACCAUGUUACAGGACCCAGGGAACACGAUCGGUACCCCAAUCACGAACAAAUAGCGAGAAAGUAUUCGUUUUGCCAUGUCAAUGCUGUUGUUAAUGCUAGAAAGUAUUCGUUUUUCCAUGUCAAUGCUGUUGUUAAUUUGAGAAAGUAUUCGUUUUGCCAUGUCAAUGCUGUUGUUAAUUUGAGAAAGUAUUCGUUUUUCCAUGUCAAUGCUGUUGUUAAUGCUAGAAAGUAUUCGUUUUGCCAUGUCAAUGCUGUUGUUAAUGCUAGAAAGUAUUCGUUUUGCCAUGUCAAUGCUGUUGUUAAUGCUAGAAAGUAUUCGUUUUUCCAUGUCAAUGCUGUUGUUAAUUUGAGAAAGUAUUCGUUUUGCCAUGUCAAUGUUGCUGUGGAUACUAAGCAGCGCCCCUACCGGACGUAAGAACAAACUAAUUCUCUCCAUGUAAACUUUAACGAUGGCGAUUCGAAUACUUUGUCGCUAGUUGUUCGUGCUUGGGGUACAAAUCAUGUUUUGAGUCUUUAUCGUUCGCGAUAGUAUUUAGUGACUAACGAUCGUCUUUGAUGCCGUUAUAUGUAUUAAAAGACCAUUGGCACCAUGGCUGAAAGUAGACUACGCCUUUUGUAUUAUAUAGUUUUAAGAAGCGAUGUUGCCCCUAGAAAUAAUCCGGAGUUCUGAGACAAUCUCAGUAAUCGUAGCCAAAUAUAAUGUUUAUUGUAUGGGUGUGGGUUCGAUGGAUCGAUCGAUGGAGCGGUCUCGCAACUUGUUCCGUGUUCAGAUUAUCAAUCAAAGUACCUAUUACACCUGUCAGCUUCCAAUAUAUUUUGCUAAGGGAUGUGUAUAUACGACUUGUAAAUAUCGAGUAUAUCAUGUUAAUAUUAGAUUUCAAGUGCCUAUAGUCGGUCCCAAUGUGCUUUAUACUUGGCAUGUUAAUAAUAAUAAAAAAAACCAAUGAAUGUAAAAAAUUUUCUAGUAAAUUCCGCGAUUAUUAAACCAAUACUUGAGCUAGAAACUAGCUGUAUGUAUCAGUCACUUAGACCAAAUAUUAGUGCGAAUAUUGAAUGAAAUCUAGAUAAUUAUUUUUAUGAAAUUGUGUGGUGUAAACACGGUUGCGAGAGACCGAGACCUUGUUUGUAUAUUAAGACUGAAAGUGAUGAUUGUCUGUCACGGCAACUCUGGAUUGUUAUUAUCACAAAAUACAAUUGUAAAAAUGUACCUAAUUUUUUAAAAA